AUGACCUCAAACACAACUUUAUUAACCUUCCAAAAGCUCUCAAUUCAAAUAGGAGGUGCACCUAAUAUAUCUGAUGCCUUUCUCAUCAAUGGUCAGCCGAGAGAUCUCUAUGCUUGCUCCAAAUCAGGAACAACUAAAAUCCCUGUACAACGAGGAAAAACAUACCUUCUAUGUAUUGUCAAUGCAGCAGUCAAUAAUAACCUCUUUUUCAAGAUUGCAUCACACAAUGUCACAGUGGUAGCCGUAGAUGCUUGCUACACAAAACCAUACACAACAUACAUAAUGCUUAUAACUCUUGGCCAAACUGCAGAUGUUCUUCUCACAGCCAAUCAAGCAAUAGCCAAAUACUACAUUGCUGCCAAUGUAUACACUACCCAAUCUAUUGGAUUCUUUGAUAACACCACAACAACUGCCAUUCUUAGCUAUGUGGGUUCCCAUUCUUCUGCCACCCCAUCUCUUCUACAGUUUCCAACAUACAAUGACAUUGCAACUGUCACUAAAUUUAAUAAAGGAUUACGAAGCCUAGCUUCACUAGAGCGCCCAAUAGAAGUUCCCCAAAGCAUUGAUGAGAAACUCCUAAUAAUCGUAGGACUUGGUUUAUUUCCCUGUCGAACUAAUGUGACCACCAACUGUCAAGGCCCUAAUAAAACCAGAAUAACUGCUAUUAUGAACAAUGUAUCUUUUGUCCUACCACAUAUAUCCAUACUUCAAGCUUAUUAUUUUGGUAUUAAUGGUGUCUUUACAACCAAUUUUCCUUCAAACCCACCAAUUGUGUUUAAUUAUACAAGUGACAAUAUACCUAGAAGUCUUUGGUCACCAAUCACUGGAACAAAAGUUAAAGUGCUAAAUUAUAAUGCUACAGUUCAGGUGGUGUUCCAAGCAACGAAUAUCUUCCAACUUGAUGACCAUCCAAUGCAUAUUCAUGGCUAUGAUUUUUAUGUUGUGGGAGAGGGCUUUGGUAACUACAAUGCUCGAACAGAUCCUCUCACAUUCAAUUUGGUUGAUCCACAAGAAUGGAAUAUUGUGGGAGUUCCUGUUAGUGGGUGGACUACUAUCAGAUUCAAAGCUGACAAUCCAGGUGACAAAACAUAUAGCUUUGAAUUAUUCUCUCAAAAUUAA
Cryptomeria japonica (Japanese cedar) is the source of this 1119-nucleotide messenger RNA. Its product is annotated as laccase-12-like. The record is from RefSeq and is a predicted model, not a curated record. Bases 1 to 1119 code for a protein of 372 amino acids. Gene Ontology annotation, molecular function: copper ion binding; oxidoreductase activity. Lineage: Eukaryota; Viridiplantae; Streptophyta; Pinopsida; Cupressales; Cupressaceae. The transcript has 3 exons.